CUUUAAGGAGUACGUUCAUUGGCCUAUUACUUAAUAAGUUACUCAAUCUCAAAAAAUUCGGUUGACUCAAGGAUUCUUUUGGCUCGUUUUUCGAUUCAAGCGCUUUAGCUUUAGAGUAACGUCCCAAGUUGCAGGUGAACAGUCUACGAAAGGACGCGUUCCCAUUCGGAUCAGUUUCGAAUCCGAACCAAAAAAAGCAUAAUUAAAAAAAAAAUAAAAAUAGUGAUGGAUCUCGGUUUAAGAAUCGGUUUAAUUGUUAUAUAUUUCAUCCAAUGGAUUGUUAAAGUAAUUUAUACGAUAUUUUUCGACAACGAAAAGCGAACGAAAUUACCACCGUUCGAGGAUAAAUUAUUAGAAAUAAGUGCCACCGAAUUAGCGGAAAAAAUUCGAAAACAAGAAAUAUGCAGCGAAGAAAUAGUAAAAGCUUACAUAAAGCGUAUAAAAGAAGUAAAUCCGAUAAUAAAUGCAGUUGUGGAAGAAAGAUUUUCGGCGGCGGUCGCAGAAGCGAAAGAGAUCGAUAAUUUCUUGGAAAAGUCCCAAUUUCGUUUGGAAGAAAUCGCUAAAGAAAGACCACUUUUGGGAAUUCCCAUAACAAUAAAGGAAUGUAUUGCAGUGAAAGGAAUGAGCUUUACUGGGUUAUCUUUAACAAGAAAAGGAAUAAAAGCGGAGGAAGAUGCAGAUGCGGUUAAACUUCUUAAAAAAGCUGGGGCUGUUAUUUUAUUGGUUUCAAAUACACCUGAGUAUUGUAUGAGUAUGGAAUCUGCAAAUAAGAUUAUUGGAAAAACGAGGAAUCCUUAUAAUUCGAGAUGUACAGCUGGGGGAUCUUCUGGAGGAGAGGGAGCUUUAUUAGGAGCUGGUGCUUCUUUAAUAGGACUUGGAUCGGAUAUUGCUGGCUCAAUUCGUUUUCCAAGUGCUUAUAAUGGAGUUUUUGGACAUAAACCAACUACAAGAAUUGUUUCAAUAAAAGGAGGCUUUCCAUUUAGUUCCGAUAAAAGUUUCUCAGAUUACUUAGUAUUAGGCCCAAUGGCAAGAUACGUUCAAGAUUUAGCUUUAGUUUAUCGAGUUUUAGCCGCUGAUAACAUAAAAAAAUUAAACUUGGAUAAAAAGGUUGAUUUGAGCACACUCAAAGUGUUUUACAUGGUCGAUUCGUACUCAAACUUUGGUUAUCCAAAAAUGGAUAAGAACAUUCAAAGUGCUAUUAAAGAAGCAGCUCAAUUUUUAACGAAAAGUUGCCGAUCGGAGUUAGAUGAAACUAAAUUUGAUAUUUUUGGACACGCCAUGGAGCUUAGUGGUGCUUUAAUUUUUACUUUGGAUGAUAAUCCGAGUGCGCUUAAAGAUUCUGAGGUUAAAUAUAGCCUUCCAAUUGAAUUAGCGAAAUUUUUCUUGGGAAAAACAAUAUUUAGUGGACAAUUAUUGUUUUUUACGAUGUUGGCAAAAAUGCGAUUUGGCAUAACAGAUCAAAAAAAAGAUAUGUUUAUGAAAAUUGCUGAGGAGGAUAAAAAAAUACUUACGAAAGCCCUUGGUGAUAACGGCGUUUUAAUUAUGCCAAGUUGUGGAAAUCCAGCUUUUGAACACACUGGAUUCAUUAAAGCCAUGGUUGAUGCGAGAUUUAAUGGGAUUAUAAACGUUUUGGGAUUCCCAUCAACUUGUGUUCCGGCUAGAUUAAAUAAAGAUGGACUUCCUAUUGGCAUUCAGGUUGUGGCAGCACCACAUAAUGAUCAUUUAACUUUAGCUGUUGCUGCUGAGUUAUCUACUUAUUUUGGAGGAUGGCAACCACCAAAUUAAAUUAAACCUUUGUAUAUAAAAUUUUAUUUUUUAAUAAAUAAAUUUGCUUUAAAAGUU
This is a messenger RNA of Onthophagus taurus, 1842 nucleotides long. RefSeq names its product fatty-acid amide hydrolase 2-A-like. Lineage: Eukaryota; Metazoa; Arthropoda; Insecta; Coleoptera; Scarabaeidae. The record is from RefSeq and is a predicted model, not a curated record. Gene Ontology annotation, cellular component: endomembrane system.